AUGGGCAUGGAUGUGGUGCAAGUCAUGCGCUCACUGAAACAAUUCGUUGCCGACUUCAACUACUGUCUCCAUCAAGAGUUUUUCAUUGAAAAGACAUCUCCUAACCGUACACUUCGUGUUCUGACUGUUGACCAUAUGGCUGAUUCGAUGCGAACACAUGGCUUAGGUGUUCUGAACACUGGUGUAAAUCUUACUUAUCAGCUCCUUCGAAACAAAUUUACGGUUUUCAAUCAAUUUCUUAAAGAUGAGCAUAUUCAUGCUCAAUUACAGAAGGAUAUUCGCUAUUUUCAUGAGAAUAUUGAAUCGCUAAAUAAAUUGAUGGGAAACGCUUUGGGUUUCGUGCGCUCUAUGUCUUCAGCAGCAGCAGCUGUUGCGAGUCAAAUGAAGGCUUACGACACCGCCGUCGAAGAUAUUGGUCUUCCAAAUCCUAAUGAUGAUUCACCGAUUAGGACCACCAUGGAGCUCCUUAGAGAAUUGCGUGAACAUGCUAGUAAAACUAGAAGCUUUGUAAAAAUGUUGAUCGAGGUAUUCCGUAGUGCUUUUCUGGAUGAAUCUAGGUUUGGUCAUCUGCUCGAUUUUUACGUGGCCGUGCCAGCAUUGACGGUGAAUUAUGUGGAACAUAUGUUGAUGUGCAGGGAUCGACUAAAGAAACGAGCUCAACAUGAUAAAGAACUCACUUUCACUGACGACGGAUUCACUAUGGGCUUAGCCUAUAUCCUCAGUAUACUAAAGCUAUGGCCACAAUUCACAACUUUGAACUGGUUCCGAUCUAUAAAUAAGAAAUGUGCUGCUGAUAAGGAGAUGUUGAAUGAUGAGAUGAAAACUUCGAAAGAUUCUCGGAGUGCAGGCCUUAAAGCAACUCGUUUACAAGCUUAUGAGCGGGAAUUCAAGCUGUUGUCGUUUACGUUACAGUCAUCUCGUGUAUUUUUUUCAGUCGAUGACGAUGAAGAUUAA
Angiostrongylus costaricensis is the source of this 954-nucleotide messenger RNA. The record is from the annotation of a GenBank genome assembly. NCBI's taxonomy places the organism in Eukaryota, Metazoa, Nematoda, Chromadorea, Rhabditida, Metastrongylidae.